Molecule: messenger RNA, 417 nt
Organism: Carya illinoinensis
Lineage: Eukaryota; Viridiplantae; Streptophyta; Magnoliopsida; Fagales; Juglandaceae
Product: classical arabinogalactan protein 26-like
Exons: 1
Coding region: 1-417 (138 amino acids)
Source: RefSeq, a predicted model, not a curated record
AUGGCGUCCUUUUCCUUUUACUUGUUGCUCAUCAUCAUGGGAUUCAUGGCCUCCCCUUUGCUUUCUUUAUCUUCUCAUCUUGAUUCUAAAGCUUCCACUAUCCCUGCUAUGCCGCCGUUUCUGAAAAACCCUCUUCCACCCCUAUCUCCUUUCCAAGAAUUGUCCCCAGACAUUACUCCACUUUUGCCUUCUCCCGGUGGUGUAGUGCCUGCUUCAUCUGAGUCGUCUGUCCCCACCAUUCCAUCGACCCAGAGCCCUCCGAAUCCCGACGAGUUGGCGUCUGGCCCUGAUUCUGAGUUUUUGCCGUUGCUGUCUACCUCGGUAGCUUCUACCACCUUGGUUUCGUACUUAAACGCGGCUGUUUAUGCAGGUUCAGCUGCAUAUUGGUCUAUGCUGUUGCUUAGGAUAAUACAUUGA